AUGGAUACUCCAAGCCAUAGCCACACUGAAGGGAGCUUCAUAGCCGACCAAGCUCAACAUUCCAUCGAACUUCAGCGCGAUCACUCUGAUAGCGAAGCAGAGGAUACAAGAUCAACAACUAAGGAGGGCCAGCUCGACCUUCUAGUACAAUUCGCGCUAGAGCUAGCUGAGUUGACUUCCAGGGCAGCAAAUGUCCAGUAUAUGAUGGAAGCAAUAGUCGAAAGGCUUGCUACACUACAAGAAUUGGUAGAAAGACUGUAUCGUGACAAGCGUGACGGUACCCGGGAAGAAGUAACUUCAGAUGCUGCGGAGGCGGCGAGAGAGGGAGCUCUACCAGAGGUGGACGAGAAAUCUGAAAACCUAGAUACAGACCUCAAAUAA
Mytilinidion resinicola is the source of this 381-nucleotide messenger RNA. RefSeq lists its product as uncharacterized. Lineage: Eukaryota; Fungi; Ascomycota; Dothideomycetes; Mytilinidiales; Mytilinidiaceae. Bases 1 to 381 code for a protein of 126 amino acids. The record is from RefSeq and is a predicted model, not a curated record. The transcript has a single exon.